Echinostoma caproni is the source of this 405-nucleotide messenger RNA. The record is from the annotation of a GenBank genome assembly. NCBI's taxonomy places the organism in Eukaryota, Metazoa, Platyhelminthes, Trematoda, Plagiorchiida, Echinostomatidae.
AUGUUGAUUGUACCAAAGGGGUCAAAAGAAACAUACGCCUUUCUCGACAAUGGCUCAGAUUUCACCCUCUUGUCCUGUGUGGCCGCCGAUACUUUGGGUAUUGAAGGUCCAGUUACGAGAAUCCGAGUCACUUCGCUGGUCGGAACCACUUGUAAAACAACCUCGGAGGUAAACUUUGCGGUUCCGUCAUUGGAUGGCGAGCACCAGCUGCAAGUGGAGAAGGUCUACACGCUCGAGUCACUACCAAUUCAAGCAGCUUACGACCUACCCGAAACUAUGAGUUGUUGGCCUCAUGUGAAGGGCAUACAUUUCCAGAAAAUCCAAAAUAAUACUGUUGAUCUGCUGAUUGGCACGAACACUCCGGAAGCACAUUGGGUGGAAGAUCAACGCAUCGGAAAUUCCUGA